AUGACGUCACGACCGGGUUCGACCCGCGCGCCUCUCCCGCCAGCGCCGCAGAGGCGGCGACGGCAGCGGCAGGAGCAACGGGGGAAGCUGCAGUCGCGCCCGCGGGUGCGGCACCAGCCGCCGCCCUGCCGUUGCUCAUCAUCAUUACAAGCACCGGCAGCGACACCAUCGUCAUCGGGAGCAUCCAUCGUCAUGAAGCCCAGGGUCUCGGGUGGCGCUGUGCCCCGCCCCGCCCCUCUAUCACAGGUCCCGCCCUCGCCCUCGCCCUCGCCCUCGCGCGCGCAAAGCCGUACUGCGGUUCGGAUGCGCGGCAUCAGAUGCGCCUGCCUCCGCGCUGGAGAGGCCGCGCCGCGCCGCGCCCCGCCCCGCCACGCCACGCACCCCGCCACGCCCCUCGCCACGCCCCCCGCCACGGGUCUGGGCAGCAUUAAAGAGACCGCGAGAUGUCGGAGCCUCGCGAACGCGCGGGCGCUGUUUGCGAAAGGCGAAAUAUUUCAUCUCCCUUCCGGAAAUACAAACACUGCUGUUUCAUUCAGUCGGUUUACCCCAAAGGAAGAAGGAGACGUAUUGACGAAAUGA
Messenger RNA from Gryllus bimaculatus (two-spotted cricket), 579 nucleotides. NCBI's taxonomy places the organism in Eukaryota, Metazoa, Arthropoda, Insecta, Orthoptera, Gryllidae. The record is from the annotation of a GenBank genome assembly.